Erinaceus europaeus (western European hedgehog) is the source of this 11932-nucleotide messenger RNA. It is a transcript of the gene VCAN, whose product is annotated as versican. Lineage: Eukaryota; Metazoa; Chordata; Mammalia; Eulipotyphla; Erinaceidae. The transcript has 15 exons. Gene Ontology annotation, biological process: cell adhesion. The record is from RefSeq and is a predicted model, not a curated record. The coding region runs from base 629 to 10501 and encodes 3290 amino acids. Gene Ontology annotation, molecular function: calcium ion binding; hyaluronic acid binding.
AGUGGCUGAAUGGGGAGCGCUGCUGUCCCCAAGCCGAUUGGUACUUCUUCUCAGGAAGAAUCGCUGAGAGGUGGGAGUGCCCGGGGAGGGAGGCAGGCGGUCCCUGCAGCUGGCGCCGGGAGGGAGCUGCCUUUCCGCCCCUUUGCCUGUUUCCAAGUCUGGGCUCUUAGGAGUGGCUCAAACUGCCGAGCGCUUCUGGAGCCUGUGAAUGAACCCUCCUCCUUCUCCUUCCUCCUCCUUCUCCUCCUCCUCCUCCUCCUCCUCGCCUCCUCCUCGGUGCUGACGGUACAGUGAUAUAAUGAUGAUGGGUGUCACAACCCGUAUUUGAACUUGCAGACGAGCUACCCCCAGCCUUUCGAGGGGGAAGAACUCCAGCAAGGAGGGCGCACCAGCCCGUGAACAUUAGGUGCUGUGGACAGGCGCUGGGACCGGGAUCAGCGACCAGCCCCGCAUCCUGCCACCUUCUCCAGCAGCGUCCCGCACUCUCGGCUUCUCUCCCCCGCCCCUCCUCCCCAGGCCACCACGCUUCCUAUGUGACCCGCCCUGGCCAACGCCGAGCCCAUUCGCGCAGCGCUGCGGUGAAAAAAAUUCUCCCUUAAACAGCAAUAAGCCGCCUUUCAAGGACAAGAUGUUGUUAAAUAUAAAAGGCAUCGCAUGGAUAUGUUCUACCUUAAUAGCAAUCCAUGCACUACAUAAAGUCAAAGCAGAAAACAGCCCACCUGUCACAGGCUCUCUCUCUGGAAAAAUCAACCUACCUUGUCACUUUCCCACCAUGCCCACAUUACCACCCAGUUACAACAACCCCAGUGAAGUUCUCCGAAUCAAAUGGUCUAAGAUCGAAGUGGACAAAAAUGGAAAAGAUUUAAAGGAGACUACUGUUCUUGUGGCCCAGAAUGGGAAUAUCAAGAUUGGUGAGGGAUACAAAGGGAGAGUGUCGGUGCCUACCCAUCCUGAGGACAUUGGCGACGCCUCGCUCACUGUAGUCAAACUGCGUGCCAGUGACGCAGGCCUCUACCGCUGCGAUGUCAUGUAUGGGCUCGAAGACACACAGCAUACUGUGUCAUUGGCAGUGGAUGGGGUUGUAUUUCACUACCGGGCAUCAAGCAGCAGGUACACUCUGUCCUUCGAGGCAGCUCAGAAGGCUUGUUUGAAUGUUGGGGCUGUCAUUGCUACCCCCGACCAGCUCUUUGCUGCCUAUGAAGAUGGAUUCGAGCAGUGUGACGCAGGAUGGCUGUCUGAUCAGACUGUUAGGUAUCCCAUCCGUGCCCCCCGGGAAGGCUGUUAUGGGGAUAUGAUGGGGAAGCAGGGAGUUAGGACCUAUGGAUUCCGUUCUCCUCAUGAAACUUACGAUGUAUAUUGUUAUGUGGAACAUCUGGACGGUGAAGUGUUCCACAUCACUGGACCAAACAAAUUCACCUUCGAGGAAGCUGAAGAAGAAUGUGAAAACCAGGGUGAACGACUGGCAACAGUGGGCGAGCUCCAUGCCGCGUGGAGGAAUGGUUAUGACCGGUGUGACUACGGGUGGCUUUCGGAUAGCAGUGUUCGCCACCCUGUGACUGUGGCCAGGGCCCAGUGUGGAGGUGGUUUACUUGGGGUGAGAACCCUGUAUCGUUUUGAGAACCAGACAGGCUUCCCUACCCUUGAUAGCAGAUUUGAUGCCUACUGCUUUAAACCCAAACAGAAUAUAUCAGAGACUACAACGAUCAAACUGGAUAUCUUCACAGAAACUGAAUCUUCUACUUUAUCCAAAGAACUGAUACCUGACAGACCUACACCAAUGACCCCUUUAGUCACUGAAUUACCUAUUAUUACAACUAAAUUCCCUCCUGUUGGAAAUAUGCUUAAUUCUGAACAUAAAACCACAAUUCAAUCUCAAGCUCUCACAUAUAGAUCAACCCCUGAAUUAACCAUACCUGUUGGAAGUACCAAGAAGCCUUCUGAUAUGAGCUACUACUUCCCUCCUACUUCAGGACCACGCGGAAAGCUGGAUAUAUCUGAAAUUAAAGAAGAAGUGUUCCAAAGUACAUCUGUUAUCUCUCAUCAUACCACAGAUUCGUGGGAUGACACUAUCAAAGAUAGACAGACACAGGACUCAGUUACACAAGUUGAACAAAUAGAAGUAGGUCCUUUGGUAACAUCUAUGGAAACCCCAAAGCACAUUCCUUCCAAGAAAUUCUCUGUCACUGAAACACCAUCUGUACCUUCAACUAUGAUCCUGGAAUCUGAAACUGACAAGAAAACAGUAAGCAUAAUAUCUGAAUCAGUGACCACUAGCCCCUAUAGUUUCCUCUCAGGAAAGAAUCAUAAUGGUGAAGAAAAGACAUCUACAGUUAGAUUUUAUCACAGAACCCCAGUCUUUAGUCAAAUCCCUGAAGUUGUUACUGUUUCAAAGAUUUCAGAGGACACAGCCCCUACUCAACUAGAACAUAUGGAAUCAACCUCAGCAUCAACAGUAGUUCCCCCUGUGCCUAUUCCUUAUAAUGAGGGAUCAUCCAUGGAUCGCUGGGAAGAAAAACAAAUGAAUGAUAGGGUAACUGAAAAUGGUUUUGACCAGUAUACUUCCACUACACCUUUCCCAUCACAGCAUCACACAGAAGUAGAUUCUUUCCCUUAUUCUGGUGACAAACUAGUUGAGAGAAUAUCCACAGUUAUUUACCCUUUCCCAGGAACAGAAAUGACACCAGAAAAUGAAAGAACAGAAGCAAGAGACGUGACAGAAGAUUAUACAACUCCAGAUGGGUUAGAAACAGAUGACUCUCAAGGUACUACCAAGUAUGAGGGUAUUACAGCAGUGCAUUUGACCCAUAGCACUUUAAAUUUGGACAUAGUUACUGUAUCCAAAUGGUCAUGGGAUGAUGAUAAUACAACCCCAAAGCCUUUAGGACCCACAGAACAUAUAUUCUCUUCAAAGUCACCUCCUGUCUUACUCACCACUGUGGGCGUCAAUGAAAAGGAUAAAGAAACCCCAAGUUUCACUGAUUAUGGAAGAGAUAAAUCUAGUCUUGUCUCAGGUAGUACUAAAAAGCCACUAGAGGAAUUUACUGAGGGAGGCUCAGCUGAACCUGAAAAGUCCACAGUUAGAUUUCAACCAACUGCAUCAACUGGUAUUGCAGAAAAGUCAACUCCGAAAGAUUUUACAAUGGAGGAAAAAAUUUUACCUAUCACAAGCUUGGAAGGAGGCAUUAUUUAUGCAACCAUUGAAGGAAGUACUUCAGAUGAAGAUGUGGAAGUCUCUAAGCCAACAUCAAUCACCCCCCAAUUUGCAUACUCUACAGAUUUAGAAGGAUUGGUAUUUGUUAAUUACAGUAGCACCCAGGAGCCUACUACUUAUGUAGACACUUCCCAUACCACUGCUCUUACUGUAAUUCCCAAGACAGAAUGGGGAGUACUGGUACCUUUUGUUUCACCAGAAGGUGAAGUUUUAGGAGAAUCCUCUCAAGAUGUACACGCCAUUGAUCAGAUUCACUUGGAGAAAACUAUGACUCCUGAAACUAUAAGAACAACAGAAAUUAUUCAAGGAACAAAGAAGGAAGGAUUCCCUUGGAAGGAACAGACUCCAGAUAAGCCAUCUCCUGCUCUCAGCUCUACAGCUGUUGCAACAACCCCUCUGGAUGAAGAAGAUGGUGAUGGGUCAGCUUACACAGUUUCUGAAGACAAGUUGGUCACAGAUUCUCAGACAGUACCAGAUUUAGAAACAAUACCAAUCAGAAAACUUGACCACAGUAUACCUUAUUCCCCAGGUGUUGUCACUGAGUAUAAAGCAAAAACAGAUGAAGUAGUAACAGUAAUACCAACAGUGGAGUUAAAGACUUCUUUAAGUCCAGAGUCUGAAGAAAGACACGGAACAGAAAGUACUAGUUCAGCCUCUCUCAGUAUCAGUAGUACUCAGUUUAUAGAGGAAACCACUACUGAGAUUAAAGAAAAAACAUCCCUAGAUUAUAUUGAUUUAGGUUCAGGAUUAUUUGAAAAACCCCAAACCACAGAGUUUCCAGCCUUUAUAAGCACAGUUCCCAGUGAUAUCACUGCUGCCUUCAGUUCAAUAGACAGACUUGACACAACUCUAGCACCCAAGAUGUCUUCAGUGCCCACUGAGAAGCCACCUCUCAUUGAUGUUGAAGCUGGUGAAGAAACAGUGAGUGACAUGAUCAUUAUUGGCGAAUCAACAUCCCAGGUCCCUCCCACUGCCACUGAGGAUAUUCUACCCAAGGAAACAGAUACUGACAUUGAUAAAGAAUAUUUUACAACUUCUUCUACUCAGGCUACACAGCCAACAAGAUCACCUACUACAGAAGAUAAAGAGGUCAUCAGUCCUCAGGCACCAUCCACUACAGAAACCCCAGGGACAAAAUUCCACCCAGACAUAAAUGUCUAUAUUAUUGAGGUCAGAGAAAAUAAGACAGAUCGAAUGAGUAAUGUAAUUGGUCAUCCAAUAGAUUCAGAAUCUAAAGAAGACGAACCUUGUAGUGAAGAAACUGAUCCAGAACACGAUCUAAUUAUCUCUAUACCUCACAUCAUUGAGAUAGAUCUAUACCCCAGUGAAGAAGAUGAAGGGGGAGAUGAAGACUGUGAAAAUGCAACUGAUGUCACAACCACCCCAUCGGUGCAGUAUAUAAAUGGAAAGCAUCUAGUCACCACUGAGCCCAAGCAACAAGAAGUGGCAGAAGCUAGGCGUGGCCAGUUUGAAAGUGUUGCUCCUUCUCAGAACUUUUCUGACAGCAGUGAAACUGAGAGUCACCCAUUUGUUUUAGCUGAAACUGGAUUAUCUACCGCCGUGCAACCCAACGAAUCCAAAGAAACCACAGAGUCCCUUGAAAUAACAUGGAUACCUGAGACUCAUUCUGAAACAGCAGAACAGUUUUCAGGUGGUGAGCCUGAUGCUUUUCCUACAGUUCUGUUCCAGGAGGGAGAAGCCACAGAAAGGCCAGAGUCAACCACCAAGAGCGGUCGUGAACCGGAUAAUCUGGUGCACGAACAGACUCAUCCUGUACCUUUGUUUUCUGACGAGUACUCUGGAGACUCCUCAGAAAUAUCAAUUUCAAGGACAACUGAAGUAACCUUUGGCGAGGAAGCAGAAAAAAGUCCUUCUGCCACGCAUACUCCAAGUAGAUUUUCAAGUUCAGUGUCAGUAAAUACUUCAGAGAAAGUAUCAGCCACCUUAACAGGAAACUCAUGGUCUGAAGAUCUAGUGCCCACUGUAGAAAGCUGGGUGAAAGCAACUCCUGGUCAAACUAUAGGAUGGUCAGGGACUCCCUCAAUGUUAAUACCAGAGGGCUCUGGAGAUGUAGAAGAUGAUAAGGAUAAAAUAUUCACCAUCAUAACUGAUUCGUCACAGAGAAAUACCACAGAUACACUUGUUGCUUUAGAUGCUAGCAGUGCAGUGAUCCCAGAAGAUCAUUUUUAUUCCAUUUCUGAACAACCUUCUACGGAAGUUAUGCCAACCAAAUUUGUAAGAAAAGCAGACACUUUUGAGUGGGUUUUCAACACAUCUACUGAGGGGAAGGAAAAAGAGGAUGAGGGGGUGGGAACUACAACUCUGCCUUCUACCGCUGAGGUGUAUUCACCUACACAGAGAUUAGAGCAAUUAAUUUUACCCUUUGAAUUAGAAAGCUCAAAUGACACAACACCUAGUGAUUCAGCAUCUGUUACCAGAAAAGAUUUUAUGUCCUUGACAACACCUACACAGUCUGAAAGGGAAAUGACAAGUUCCACAUUUGUCUUCACAGAGGCAAAUGUCUUAGACAGUGUGGGGACACAGUCUUCUGUGCUCAAGAUUAGCAGUCAGCCUGGCACUCAUGAAGCACUGACCUCUCUGUCAGGUAGCCCCUUUAUGGAGCAGGGCUCAGGAGAAAUAGCUGGUGAGCCAGAAACCACCACUACUGCUUCAUUUCCAUUAAAUUUAGACCCUGGGUUUCAAACCAAAAAAGUAGUUGGAACUUUGCCUUCCCAGGUGGAAGCUAUAUUCCCUUUUGAGCCAACAGGACUAGCUUCGACUACUGCAACAGAUAAAGAAAUUACUGAAUUCAUAAGCCCAACACCCAAGGGAAUUUUAACAUCAAAUGUAUUAGGAGAGUUUCCUGAGGGGGCAGAAAUAAAGGAAUUUUCUACAGAUUUGCCAAUGGAGGAAGAUUUCAGUGGUGACCUUAGAGAAUACACAGUUUCUCGUCCCAUACCAAAAGAAGAAACAGUAAUUCCAGAAAGCUCUGGAGAUGCAGCAUUUAUGGAUACCCAGAAUCUACCAUCUGUAAUACCUACUUCAGAUUCCAUCAGUCACAAAGCUGACUUGGAAAGACCUGGUAGUACCUUGGUCAGCUCUUCAGCCUUUCCUUGGGAAGAAUUCACAGCCUCAGCUGAAGGUUCAGGUGAGCCACUGGCCUCAUUCAAUAGCUCUGUUGAACAAGUGUUUCCUAGUGCUGUGGGAGAUAUUUCUGGUACAGAUCCCUCAUCUCUUGAACAAAGACCAGCAGAAGUAGAUGCUAUGAAUGAUGGUAAUAAAAGUUCAACCAUUUUACCGAGAGCUAAAGUUGAAGGCACUGAAGCCCCAAUAGACAUGGAGGAUAUAAAAGUUUAUAGUACAGUCUCAGUGGACUUUCCUGAAACUAUUCAGCCAGCCAAAUUAUGGUCCAGCCAAGAGGUCAGCCCUUCAGGACAAGGAGCUGAGAGCAAAAUAGCAUCAGAGAAAACAAUUCAUGAACAAAAACUUGUUGACUCUCCCCAAAGCUCUUUCCCACCAGAACAAGCAAUUUCUGAUUCACAAACAUUUGUAGAACCCAAACUCCGAGCCACAGAUUUUCCUAUAUUAGCAACAAAGACAAUGCACCAUACUGAUGAGGAAAGAAAAUAUGGAGGCAUUUCCCUGGUUGAUGUGUCUCCUCCAGAUGCAGACACUGAGGACUUUAAGUCCUACCAUGUUCUCCUGGAAGCUACUGAAAAAUCCCAGUUCUUUUUAGUUACUACCUCAGCAACUGAAUCUACACCAACUGAAAGUGUAAUUACAGACUCCUCAAUCAGAGAAGAAGAAAGUAUAGAACCCGUCUCCAAAUUUACAAGCCCAAUCAUUCAUGAGUCAAAUACUGAUCUCUUAUUCUCUGGAUUAGGAUCAGGAGAAAUUUUGUCUACUACAGAAUCAGUGAGCGUUACUGAAAUGGAACAAAUCAUUCACACAAUAUCUCCCCAGGCCUCUCAAGUGGAGAGUUCAGAAACAAGUAUCUUAAAUGAUAACACCAAAGACUAUGAAAGAACAAAAAAUGUGCCACAUGAUUUUACACCAUUUGAUUCCAGAAUAGAAAACCUCUCUGAAAAUAGUGAGGCAGCAUCCAGCACAACCCUGCUAAAAGUUUUAAGUGAUACUCGAGUACAAGGCACCACAAUUGCGCCAACCUCUUUCUCCACAGACACUGAACAGAAGCUAGAGCAGAACUUCAGUUGGACAGAAUCAGUCCAGACUAGUAGGCCACAACCUGUGACUGAACAAAUUUCUAAUGAGAAUUCUUCAGCAGCAGAAGAUGAAGAAACAGCCACCUCUUCCACAGAUUUUUUCACUAGAAUUUAUGAACUUGGUUGGAUGAAAGAGUUUGUUACAUCAGCACCGAAACCAUUCAACUUGUUUUAUGAACAUUCUGGAGAAGGAUCUGGAGAAGUGGAUAAGGUCAAUUUACCUCACCCUUUUGGAACUGCUGAAGCCAGUAUGCAAAGAAGCACCACUUUUGAAUCUGAUAUGUUAGAAAAACAUCCUGAGGUUUCAAGUGCCAAUGCUGUUACUUUUGAUGGGUUCCCUACAGUUUCAGUCAUCCUACCUCUUCAUUCUGAGCAGAAUGUAAGUUCUCCUGAUCCAACCAGCACAUUGUCGAAUACAGUGUCAUAUGAGAGGUCCACAGAAAGUAUUGGAGGUACUCUCCAAGAUCACUUGAGUGGACUUACAACUUCUACCUUAAAACCUGACAAAAGAAAAUCCACUGAAAAUAUUAUUAUAGAUUUGGACAAAGAGGACAAAGAUUUAAUAUUGACAAUGACAGAGAGUACCAUCCUUGACAUUCUACCUGAACUGACAUCCGAUAAAAAUACCAUCAUAGAUAUUGAUCACACUAAAAGUGUAGAUGAAGAUAUAUUUGGAAUGCAAACAGACAUAGAUCCAGAGGCACCAUCAGAACCACAUAGCACAAAUGAAGAAAUUCCUCAACUUCAAGAGGAAUAUGAGGCAACUGUAAAUCUUUCUUUCACUGGGGAAAAUUUUGAGGGCUCUGGUGAUACUCUUUUCCCUGGCUACACUCAGAAUGAAUCUAUGGCUUCUGAAGAUGAGAGCCAAACAGACCACAUGGAUGUCUUCUUCACAACCGGGGUUCCUGUUCUUAGUACAGAAACAAGAAUUUUGCUUUCCACAGCAACAUCCCUGCCCACUUCUAGUCAGUCUGUCACACUUACUCCAAAGAUUGAAGAAACAAAAAUGGAAGCAAAACCACUAGAUGACAUCUUUGAAUCAAGCACUUUGUCUGAUGGUCAAGCUAUUGCAGAUCAGAGUGAAAUAAUAUCAACAUUGAGCCACUUGGACAGAACACAGGAUGAGAAUGAAGAAAAGAAGCAUGCAAGCCCCUCUUUUCAGCCAGAAUUCUCUUCAGGAGCCGAGGAGUCACUGAUAGAUCCUACUCCUGAUGUAAGUAUUGGUGGUAUUCACCUUAUGACUCAGAGUUUAACAGAGGAACCAAAUGUGAGUUUCACAGAGACACCAAAUGUGACUGAGGAACCCAGUCUCCCAGAUUUUACUGAUACUCCACCAGUUGUUUCAGCUUUUGAAAAAUUGUCCUCUCAGACACCAUCAUUGCCAUUCACAAUCCAUUUAGACAGUGGAUUCUCUGAUCACUCAGAGAACACUCAGCCAAGUGCUCUGCCAAGUACAGACAUCAAGGCACCCCACAUAUCUCCAGGAAAACAUACAAAUGUUGAAACUCCUUUCAAAUCAUCCACUGAACUGUACUUUCACAAAACUGAGGUUCCACCCUCAUCUCCUAAUGCAAAACCAUCAGAAGAUCAAAAUAAAGAUAGGUUCUUAGAACAAAAGGAAGCUUUCCCCACAGAACUAAUUAAAGAAGGAACAGAGAUUUCCCCAGACCCCCACAGUGACACCAGUGUUCACUUUUCCGGAGAAACAACCAAGGUAUUUCCUAGCCUUGGAUCACCCAAGGCUCAAACUGUUAUCCUAACUACAGGUAAAAUUAAAUCAGAAAAUGCUACCCUCUGGCCAGAUUCUGCUUCUGCUUCUGUGAUCUUUCUUACUGAGUCCAACAUAGUGCCUCAGCCCAGUCCACAGACUUCUGAGUGGUCCACCAUUCCUUCUUCUCAAGAAAUAAACCCCGAAACACAAUCAGUUUUGAUCAAAGAGGAAGAUUCCACAGUAGCAGCACCAGAACAGCAAAUGUCAGUGAGAAUUGUUGGUUCCAAUAACCAGGCUACAGUAAAUACUUUGACGUUACAUACUGAGCUUACAACACCAUCAUUUUCCCUUCUGGAAACUUCCAAUGAAACCGGUUUCCUGAUUGGCAUGAAUGAAGAGUCAGUGGAAGGCACAGCGGUUUACUUACCAGGACCUGAUCGUUGCAAAAUGAAUCCGUGCCUCAAUGGAGGCACCUGCUAUCCCACUGAAACAUCCUAUGUGUGCACCUGUGUGCCGGGGUACAGCGGUGACCAGUGUGAACUCGAUUUUGACGAAUGCCACUCUAAUCCUUGUCGAAACGGAGCCACAUGCAUUGAUGGGUUUAACACAUUCAGGUGUCUCUGCCUUCCAAGCUAUGUUGGUGCACUUUGUGAGCAAGACACCGAAACUUGUGACUACGGCUGGCACAAAUUCCAAGGGCAGUGCUACAAAUACUUUGCCCAUCGACGCACGUGGGAUGCAGCUGAACGGGAAUGCCGUCUGCAGGGAGCCCAUCUCACGAGUAUUCUCUCCCAUGAAGAACAAAUGUUUGUCAAUCGUGUGGGCCAUGAUUACCAGUGGAUAGGCCUCAAUGACAAGAUGUUUGAGCAUGACUUCCGUUGGACUGACGGCAGCACACUGCAAUAUGAAAACUGGAGACCCAACCAGCCAGACAGCUUCUUUUCAGCUGGAGAAGACUGUGUUGUCAUCAUUUGGCAUGAGAACGGCCAGUGGAACGAUGUCCCUUGCAAUUACCAUCUCACCUAUACCUGCAAGAAGGGAACAGUUGCUUGCGGCCAGCCCCCUGUUGUAGAAAAUGCCAAGACCUUUGGAAAGAUGAAACCUCGUUAUGAAAUCAACUCCCUGAUUAGAUAUCACUGCAAAGAUGGUUUCAUUCAACGCCACCUUCCAACUAUCCGUUGCCUAGGAAAUGGAAGAUGGACUAUGCCUAAAAUUACCUGCAUGAACCCAUCUGCAUACCAAAGGACUUACUCUAUGAAAUACUUUAAAAAUUCUUCAUCAGCAAAGGACAAUUCAGUAAAUACAUCAAAACAUGAACAUCGUUGGAGCCGGACGUGGCAGGAGUCCAGGCGCUGAUCCCUAAAGUGGCGGACAUAUGUUUUCAUCAUUUUCAGCCAAAGUCCUAACUUCCUGUGCCUUUCCUGUCACCUUGAGAAGUAUUAUCAGUUGAUGUGGAUUUUUGGAUCAGUGUCCAGUCAUUGUGGAUUGCUGUGCUUCCAAAAUGUUUCAGAUGAAAAGUAUUGACAUUCAAAAACAAAGCAAACGAAAGAAAAUGAGGGCCAAAAAAAGGAAAAGAAAAAGAAAAAAAGGAACCAUUUCCAGACUAUGUAAUUUCUUUAGUUUUCUAUCUGCCUCCAGUGCAGACCAUUUUAUAAUGUAUACCAGCCUACUGUACUAUUUAAAAAAAAAAAAAAACAGAACAAAACUCAAUUUCAGCACCAAUGGCAAUGUAAAUAAGAUGAUUUAAUGUUGAUUUUAAUCCUGUAUAUAAAAUAAAAAGUCACACUGAGUUCAGGCAUAUUUAAUGGUGAUUAUGGAACUCUUGGAGGUCUUUAAUCAUUGGGUUGGCUGCUUUGUUGUACAUUGUUGAGGCUGGAAAUGGUUUCCUUUGCCCGUUGACCAUCAGUAAGACUAAGGACCACUUUUUCUGGACAACUAAAAAGAAAAAAAAAUGCAGAGUCCUGUUGGUCACUGCACCAUCUCGGCUGGAGGUACAGUUUGCUUUGAUGUGAUGCUGAAGCCUGGCUAAUGGAAUCCUGACUGAACUGUUAGGACUGCAGUAUGGACCUCUUCUGUACUGCAUUCCAUCUGUUUUGUUUUCUUUACUACAAGAAAGGCCUGGAUGGAGGACUUUUCUAUUCCCAGGAGCAUUUGUUUUUUAGGGAUCAAAGUGCUAAGUAUUAACUCAACCAGGUCUACUUUUUAAUGGCUUUCCUAACUCUAACUUUCAAGGUUACAGGUCAACACAUUUCAAAUGAAUAGAGGCUUAGGGCUCUGGUGGGUGGGGGAUUGUUAAAACAACACACAUUCAAAGAAAGAAAUUUUGUAUAUAUAACCAUUUUAAUCUUUUAUAAAGUGUUUGAAUGUCCAUGUAUGAAUGCUGCAGCUGUGAAGCAUACAUAAAUAAAUGAAGUAAGCCAUACUGAUUUAAUUUAUUGGAUGUUAUUUUCUCCCCCAAACCUGAAAAUUGACAUAGUAUGCUAGUAAUUUUUCAGUGUUAGCUUUUAUACUUCCCUCACACAGUUUGGAAUUACAUAAUCUGAGUACUUUGUCCCUGAUUGAAUAAUGUGAUGGAUAGACAAGCAUCAAGUGUUUGUGAUGAAAAGAGUGGAAACGUGUAUAGUUUUCAGAAAAAUGGUGUUUGCUCAUCCUCAGUAAGGAAUAUGUCUUUAGAAAUAGUGUGGAUAUUUCUUCCUGUUAGGUGGAUUGUAUGUGUUGAAAUUUCUCUCUAUAUUUUCCCACUCUGUUUUCUCCUCUUUAUUUGAAUAAAGUGACUGCUGAAGCUGA